Xylona heveae TC161 is the source of this 2622-nucleotide messenger RNA. RefSeq names its product ANTH-domain-containing protein. The transcript has 5 exons. The coding region runs from base 233 to 2146 and encodes 637 amino acids. Gene Ontology annotation, molecular function: SNARE binding; phosphatidylinositol-4,5-bisphosphate binding; clathrin heavy chain binding. Gene Ontology annotation, biological process: clathrin-dependent endocytosis; vesicle budding from membrane; clathrin coat assembly. NCBI's taxonomy places the organism in Eukaryota, Fungi, Ascomycota, Xylonomycetes, Xylonales, Xylonaceae. The record is from RefSeq and is a predicted model, not a curated record. Gene Ontology annotation, cellular component: clathrin-coated vesicle; clathrin-coated pit.
CGAUACUAGAUCAGCUCCACUGCGGCUGCCUUAUACCAUAGCCUUAUGAUGUGCCAGUCUCUCCGAUGAAUCGCCAUCAUUGUUGUUAUUGACUACAAAAGUAAUCUCAUCUAUUUAUUCUUUCUGAGCUUAUGGAAUUUAUACGAGUACCUGCGCAACAUUUCCUAGCAUAGCUCCGUCUGUGUAGUUUCGGACAUUAGCUCUCACGCCCACUCUUUCGACCGUCAAGGCAAUGUCAAGUUCUUUUGAGAAGUCUGUCAAGGGCGGCACCAAGAUAAAGCUUGCUGCGCCCAAGUCCAAAUAUGUCGAGCAUAUCCUCAUAGCCACACACGCUGGCGAGAGCGGUGUCGCAGAGAUUUUUCGUGCCCUCCAAAAUCGAUUGCGAGACUCUACAUGGACCAUCGUCUUUAAGGGUCUGAUCAUAGUGCAUCUCAUGAUCCGAGAGGGUGAACCGGAUGUCACCCUUCAAUAUCUUGCGCAUUCCCCGCGCAAGCUGGCUAUAAGUAAUUUCACAGAUGUCCAGGUUCAGGGUCGCAGUAUACGAUGCUAUGUGCAAUAUCUGCUGGAGCGCUCAAAAGGAUUUCGAGAGACCAAAAUUGACUAUGUGCGGAGCGGUGAGGGUCGACUCAAGCGACUCACCAUCGAGAAGGGUUUGCUGCGGGAAACUGAGCAGGUCCAAUUGCAAAUCGGGGCUCUUGUCAAAUGUGUUGAUAUGCUGACAGAAGAGCCCGAGAAUGAAAUUACACUGACAGCAUUCCGGCUCUUGACCAUGGAUUUGCUGGCCUUGUUCCACGUCAUGAAUGAGGCAACAAUCAGUGUGCUGGAGCAUUUCUUUGAACUGUCGAAAUUUGAUGCUGAGAGAGCGCUGGGAAUCUAUAGGACUUUCACCAAACAGACCGAAGAAGUUGUUACUUUUCUCGGCGUGGCAAGGCAUUUUGAGACCGCAACAAGGCUAGAAGUUCCUAAAAUAAAACAUGCACCAACUGGUCUGACCAACUCUCUUGAAGAAUAUCUCAACGACACAGACUUUGACCUGAACCGGCGGCAAUACCUUGCUCAACAAGAUGCGAGGAAGCGCGGAGGCGCAAGCAAACCAUUUGGGGACUCAAAGCCUGCACCCUCCAAAUUUACGAUUGGCGAGGGCUUCCCUUCCCCCAGCGCCGCUCAAUCUGUACCCUCCAAGCCCGCUGCCAAGGGUCCUGCUCCAGAUCUCAUUGACUUUUUUGACUCUAUUGAGCAGAAUCAACAGCCCAUGUUUGCACCAACUCCGCAACAGCAGCAGAUGCCACAAUUCCAGCAAGUCCCGCAAAUAAUGCAACAGCCACAACCGUCUGGCUUUAUAUCUCCUCAGCAGCAGCAGCAACAGCAACAGCAGCCUUUUACUGCGCCCCAGCAGACAGGAUUUCCUACUGGGCAAUCAGCUAUGCAACAGGCGCCGUUCGGCACUGCCUCUGCUGGGUCCUAUGGCCAGGCGCCUCAAAUUCAAACACAAUAUGCGUCGCAACAACCACCACCGCUGCAGACAACCAACCUGGGAUCUGGAGGCUUCAACAAUUAUCAGUCCCCCAUUACUCAGCCAUUUAGUCCCCAGCAGUCCUCGCUGGCUUCAAUCCCGCAAAACGGCGUUCCAAAUUUCCAGCCGCAAUCACAGCAAGCUGCGCAGCCAUUCUCUCCUCAAAGUCCUAUUCAGCAGCAAUCGACAAAUCCAUUCCGGCAGUCUAUGGCUCAAGAUAUGACUGGUGCCAGCGCAUCGUCAUACUCUACAUUCUCUCCCUCAACAACCACGACCACCUCGCUCCAGAGACAGCCAACAAAUCCGUUUGCAAAACGCAUCUCUCCGCAAGGCACACCUGCCGCAGCUCCUCAAUUGCAGCCAGCUCCCACAGGCACAAAUCCUUUUGCCCGUGACCAGUUUGCAGGCCCUUCAUCCCCGGCUAUCCCCCAACAGCCUGUCUCUACCAACCAGACGGGAAGCACCAAUCCGUUCCGGCAGAGCAUGUUUCACAAUGCACAGACCGGUCAAGGCUGGCAGGCUGGCCAAGGAACCAUGGGUGGAUUUGAGCAAUUGCCCACUGUACCAGUCUUCCCUCGACCUGGACAACCCAGUCAACAAAGCCCUAAUAUUCCUCAACAAGGCUGGAUGUGAGGGUAUACCUUGUCGCCCGCAGCAACUUUGUUGCACUUUUCUGUAAUUUCUAGCAUGCCACGUCAUUCUAUACGCGACGCCGUUUUGUGUCCUUCUAGGCGCAGUCGCAUAAUUUCUGAUACCAACAUUGCGAGUAAGGCAGACGUUCACUAGGGACAGCACUUACCUCCACAAAAACAGUGGUAUUACAAGGGAUGUGUACCUUAUAUAUCCCUUGAUAUGCCUUGUCAUAUACACUUCUUCCCUUCGAGACAUGACAGGAAUGGCCCAUUAUUUUCCCGCUUAACUUUUACGCGCACCUUCAGAUUCUUUCCCUCCUGUCCUUUCGCGCCCCAUAAAUGGGAUACUCUCGUCUCCUUUUUUCAACUUUAUCACGCUACGUCGCACCUUGCUCGCACAUUGCGCUUAGGCUCUACCUCAGGCCCUCAGAUUUUAUCGUUUUUUUUUUUUUUCUUCCGCGAAUAUCCUGCCACGAG